AUGGUGGGGUGCCGGGAGGAGAGAGGCGUCCUCCUCUCCCGCCGGCGCGCACCUGGCAGGAGAGCCCCCUGCCGGUCCCCGGCGCUCACCGAGGGCGGGCUCGGCCCGGGUGUCCUGCGGCUCCGGGAGAGGCCGAGCGGCUGCCGCAUCCUACGGUGCUCCAGGCUCCUCCGGGGACCAGCCGCCGCCGCCUCCGCGUCUCCCGGGGUGGCGGCCGUCCAGGGGCGAGAGCCGGCGGGCUGCCGGGAGGUGGACGCGUCACACGACGAGUCUCUCCGGGCGCGCGGGGGCGGGGACCGGCCGGGCGAGAGGCGUGGGUGGCCGGUGCGAGCAGCGGCCCUGGUCCCUAGCUCAGGCGGCUGCCUGAUGCCCAGAGGCUGGCUGACCACCGCUGGGACGCCUUUAGCCCCGGCCGAGGGCUUGGAGGGAGCUGGCCUGACCUUACUGCAAUUCGCAGCCGCAGAAGGCAACGUGUCAGUGCUGCUGUUCCUAAUGGAGGACCUGGAGGAUGAGGUGCUAGACCGUCUAGGAAGAACUGCGUUUCCCUGGGCUGCAGAGUUUGGGCAGCUGGAUGCUCCCGCCCUCUCUGUGGGCUCUGGCUGUGACCACAACAUAAGAGACAAGGAAGGGAACACAGCCCUUCACCUGGCCGCCCACCUGGCUGUGCACCAGCGACGCGUGGCCGUCAGGCUGGGCCUGAAGGAGCAGAACGCGGAAGGUCUGACCGCCCUUAACGCGGCUGCCGAGGGAUCCACCUCACCUUGUCUCCCCCCGCAGCAGGGCGCCGCUCCUGUGCACCUCGCCAUGGGGCACAAUGUCACCGGCCUGCUGCAGGGCCUUAUGGACGCCGCAGUGAUCUGGACACUGGAAAAUUACCAGGGCAGCAACCCAGUUAACAAGGGAGUGGACCCCCUUGGUCCUGUCCCAGCUUUGAGCUACACACCAUGCCUACAUGCUUCUCUGCUCUUCAUUCCCUUGGCUCUUCUCCAGAGGAAACGGACACCCCUCCAACUUGCCACGGAGCACGCCUGGUGGGACAUAGCAGAGAUGCUCCUCAUCACUGGGGUUAACUUAAACCUAAGAGAUAAGCAAGGAAAACCUGCCCUGUCAGUGGCUGCCCGCAGCAACCCCAGGAGCCUGCUGGACAUGAUCACAGAAGCCGAUCACUUCUAUGAAUGGGAGAAGGACCUCUGUAACCCCUCUGGGAAGAGUUUGACCAUUAAGCAGGACCAUCAGCAGGAAACACAGCCUCUCUGCCCAAUGCUGUGGCAACUGGCUUCCCAUUACCUGCGGCCCCACAAGUAGAAGAAGCUGGCGUACUGCUGGGAGUUCACCAAGGCCCAUGUCCAAGCCAUAGAGCAACGGUGGACAUCUGACCUGUGA
This is a messenger RNA of Odocoileus virginianus texanus, 1383 nucleotides long. NCBI's taxonomy places the organism in Eukaryota, Metazoa, Chordata, Mammalia, Artiodactyla, Cervidae. The record is from RefSeq and is a predicted model, not a curated record.